AUGAAUGCUGACUUUAAGAAUGCCUUCGAAGCUCUUCAUAGUAAGGUGAAACUAGUGAACGACUUCUCAUCUGGAAAGAAACUGAAGUCUGAAGGUUUCGACAAAGAGUUAAGAGAAGUAGCACAAAAUAUGACGAAAAUAACAGAUGCAGCAACGAGACAGGCAGUUCAAAGUGCCUAUGACGCCGUUAGAGCAACUGUUGUGGAAAGUCAAGAAAAAGAGUUACAACAGACCAAAACAGACCUAGUAAAUGCUUUCUUAAGAACGAAAAGUCAGGUAGGACAUUAUGCUGCAGAUGGAACAUAUGUGCCAGCUGGUGGAACUUAUAUACUAGCUAGUGGAACUUAUAUACCACCAAACCCUCCAAGAGAAGCACCUGCACCAGGACUACCUAAAACAUUUACAUCGUCACAUGGACACAGACACAGGCAUGCACCAAAACCAACACAACAACCAACAGUUCAAAAUCCAGCACCACAACAACAACCAACAGUUCAAAAUCCAGCACCCCAACAACAACCAACAGUUCAAAAUCCAGCACCACAACAACCACAAACAGAGCAAGGACAUAAAAGAAGUAGAGAACAAGGAAACCAAGAAUUCUUAAAAAUGCUUAAGGAAGAUUAUGGUUACCCAGAUACUCUUGACUUUAGUGACAGAUAUAAAGAAGCUAUUAAAAAGUUCAAGGAAGGAAAUACUGACCCGAACCUAUUUAGCUUUAUGGUUCAGCACCAAAUGGGAUAUAAUUUCAAACCUGGAAAAUACAAGCUCGCUAAGGGAUAUGAUUUAAUAGCAUAUCAUCCAAAUGACAUGGAUGAAUUUACUCCGAGAUAUUUGAUGUCAGAGCUAAAUGAUAAUUCAACUCUCUUCAUGAAACGCGUAAAAAAUAGAGACGGAACGAAAGAAGAAAGGUUUAUGAGUCCGGAUGACUUAGAUAGGGAACUUUUUAAAAACGGUCUCGGAAUAUAUGAAAUGCCACCAGAUGAGGUACAAGAAACUCAACAGGAAGAAGUUCAGAUACAACCAGACAUGGAAGAAAUAGUUCAGCAACAACAGCUAGAAGAGCCUGAAGGAAACGAACAAGUCCCUCCUUUGGAAACUAACUUCACAGAACUAGAUGAAGAUUUGGAACAGCCGAAAAAUCUUGACCCUCAACAAGAUUAUGAGGAGAAUAUGGAAUCUUUCCAAGCGUCUAAGAAAAAUUCGGCUGACAGAGUAGAAGAAUAUCGAAAAAUGUUCACCGACAUACAAAAGACUCCAACAUCAGAUGAAAAUAUUCAGCAUAGAAUGGAAGUACUGAAAGAAAAUGUACGCAAAUACAAUAAUCCUUUUUACUUACGACCAUAUAACGUUCAAUCUUUGGCUGAACUCGGUGAAAAUAAAAGGUUAAAUUUCAACAAAACAUAUAGAAAUGAAACAUUGUUUAAAGUUCAUUCAGAACCUAACCAAUAUGGAAACAAACCUACUUUUGUUUCUGCAGACUAUGGAACUACAAUGAGAUGGG
Messenger RNA from Trichomonas vaginalis G3, 1504 nucleotides. Its product is annotated as protein of unknown function, DUF4106 family. The record is from RefSeq and is a predicted model, not a curated record. Lineage: Eukaryota; Parabasalia; Trichomonadida; Trichomonadidae. The transcript has a single exon. The annotation marks the transcript as partial.